GUUGAGUUUGAAUCGCGCACCGUUUCAGUUCAGUUGAUCAAUCGCCGUGACCAACUCCUUAAGUUGGUUCUUGAAUCAAACUUCAUAACCAAAUCCGGAUUUUGACAGUUUAAAAUUUCAAAAUGAUUGAUAAUGCUUACUUAAGCUAUUCGGAGGGCAAAUACGAGGCGGCUCCUCAGAGGCGAUCAAAGAAACCAUCACUUGCAAAACGUCUUAAAGUUACCCUGUUCAUAGUGAUACCAAAGGUAGUCUACGUGCUGUUGGCAUGUCUUGUUGUGAUCAUGUGGGAAUUCAUUCAGCUGCUGUUGCCCAAGAAGAAGAAAAGUGUCAAGGGUCAAGUUGCACUGGUAACCGGGGGAGGAAAUGGCUUGGGAAGGGCUCUGUGUAUGAGAUUGGCCAAGGAGGGAUGUUCGGUGGCCGUUUGUGAUAUCGAUUUGCCAAAUGCCGAGAAGACCGCAAAAGAUAUAUGGGAAAGCUAUGGAGUGAAGGCGAAAGCUUUCCGAGCAGAUGUUGGCGAUGAAAGCUCGAUCGCUGAGCUUAGGAAAAACAUCGAAGCGACGCUUGGCCCGGUGGAUAUUCUUGUCAACAAUGCUGGUCUGCUGGCUUUCCUUUCCCUAUCGCAGGGAAGUACGGAAGAUGUUAAGCGAAUUUUCGACGUCAAUUUGAUGUCACAUAUCUGGGCACUUCGCGAGUUUAAACCAGGAAUGUAUGAACGACGUCGUGGACAUAUCGUAGCUAUCAGUUCUAUUUUAUCGGUACUAACCAGUGCCCGUUCAAUCAGCUACAACGUGACGAAGGCGGGCGUGAAAACCCUGAUGACGUCCUUGCGUGAGGAAAUAAUCCUGGACGGACUCGGCGAUUGCGUUUUCACCACCUGUGCCUAUCCAACGGGAAUUCUGUCACGAAAGGAUUUCUACGACCUUAUGAAAUCCAUGAAGAUCAGCGUUCCAUAUCUCACCCCAGAACGUUGUGCCGGCUAUGUGAUAGACGCCAUGCUCAUAAACCAGAUGGACGUGAUUCCCGGAUUUUUCCCAGCAAAACUUGCGUUCUACUUAUUCCCAUUGGUUCCAGCAUCCCUAGCUCGGAUGGUAACCAACCAAAUAGUCGGAAAGGUCCCAGAGCUGAUGAAAUCGCCUGCCAAAGAUGCUAAGCAAUCUUGAAAAAAAUCAAAUAGACAAAACAAAACAUUAUUGUAGCGAUAAGUAGGAAAAUACUCUGUGUUUAGUUUAAUAUUGUGAUAGAAAAAUGUAAGAUGGGUGAUCAAACUGAAGAAUAUUUUGCGAAGAUUUAAUAUGUAAAUGUCUCCAAAGCAUUCCAAAGUCGAAAAAUAAAAAAGAUGUGAUUGUAUUUACAACCAAUCAAACCGCUAAAAAAGAAACAAAACACUAAGUGAAACAUCUUUAAGCUUCAUACUUCGCUGAAAGUUUUCCAUCUUUUCUGAAAAUUAAAAAAAAAAAGAACUGACCUCUCACACUACGGCCUGAGUUGCGAAUCAAUGAUUCCAAAUAACUGCUUACCCAAGCUGAAUUAAGCUGACCAGCUAGAAAGGUAUCAUUUUUUUUUUACAUUAGUUUCUUCCAUUUUCCGUCGGUUGAUGAAAACAGAUUCAAUUUUGCUCAGGCCAAACUCUACUGUUCAUGGCCGAACUAACUUA
Messenger RNA from Uranotaenia lowii, 1654 nucleotides. RefSeq names its product estradiol 17-beta-dehydrogenase 11-like. The coding region runs from base 123 to 1160 and encodes 345 amino acids. Gene Ontology annotation, molecular function: oxidoreductase activity, acting on the CH-OH group of donors, NAD or NADP as acceptor. Gene Ontology annotation, cellular component: lipid droplet. The transcript has 5 exons. Lineage: Eukaryota; Metazoa; Arthropoda; Insecta; Diptera; Culicidae. The record is from RefSeq and is a predicted model, not a curated record.